This is a messenger RNA of Guyanagaster necrorhizus, 748 nucleotides long. RefSeq lists its product as uncharacterized. Lineage: Eukaryota; Fungi; Basidiomycota; Agaricomycetes; Agaricales; Physalacriaceae. The transcript is spliced from 5 exons. Gene Ontology annotation, biological process: transcription initiation at RNA polymerase III promoter; DNA-templated transcription. The record is from RefSeq and is a predicted model, not a curated record. Gene Ontology annotation, cellular component: RNA polymerase III complex. Bases 1 to 675 code for a protein of 224 amino acids.
AUGUUCAAUCUCGCUAUACUCAAGGAUACCAUCGGUAUUCACCCGUCCAACUUUGGCAUUCCACCCGAAAUGGCGCUCAUAUCCGAGCUCAAUAAAAAGUACGCCAACCGGGUGCUGCACGACGUUGGGCUGUGUGUAAGCGUCUUUGACUUGACAGAGGCGGGAGAAGGGAAGGUUCGGUACGGGGAUGGAUUUCUGUAUUAUAAAGUGGUAUUCCGCUUGGUUGUCUUUAGACCAUUCAUGUCCGAAGUGAUAGUCGCAAAGGUAAAGUCGUCGGAUGCUGAAUCUGUUCGGUUAACGAUGGGAUUUUUCGACGACAUAUACAUACCAUCGGUAUACCUCCCCCAACCUUCGGCGUUUGACCCGAAUGAGCGCGCGUUUUUCUGGGUGCCAGAGUCUGAGCUGACUACUGCCUCUGAGCUGCUGGACACCGACGUUGCGUCGAGGAUGUACAUUGACGCUGGGGAGGUCGUACGUGUGCGGGUGGAGGCGGAUGAGUUCCAUGACGAUGAACCGGGGCCACCGAAGAUGACUGAAGGAGUGCAUGUGAAGCAGGUAGCAAGGAGAGCGCCGUAUCAGAUUAUUUGCUCGAUAGCAGAGUCAGGGCUCGGCAAUGUGUCGUGGUGGAAUGCGUCGCAAGAAGAAGCAGAAGGAGAUGUGGUCAUGGGGGAGUAGUAUGUUCAUAUGUACGAGAUAUCCCAAGGUGCUGGGGUCGACAUAGGAUUUUAAUUUUAAUAUUUGUUGGCAG